Molecule: messenger RNA, 930 nt
Organism: Pisolithus orientalis
Lineage: Eukaryota; Fungi; Basidiomycota; Agaricomycetes; Boletales; Pisolithaceae
Exons: 6
Coding region: 1-930 (309 amino acids)
Biological process (GO): peroxisome fission
Cellular component (GO): peroxisomal membrane
Source: RefSeq, a predicted model, not a curated record
AUGUCCCGCGCUCACGCUGUUGCACGGUUGAACUUGAGUGAUGCUACGCUUGGUGCUUUUGCGUUCGUUCCGCCUUCGGCAACACUAGACCAUCUAGUGCGAUACCUGAGUACAUGGAAUGGUACCGACAAGUUGUUCACGCUUAUCCAAUAUACACUGAAGCUGGCGGCUCCAGUCCUGAUUGCACGUUCAAGACUUCAGCAUCGCAUUGGUCUUCGAAAGGAACCUAUCAGAAACGUUUCGUCUUCUUUUGCAAGGUUCGCUGAUAUUAUAGGCGACUUCAGGAUGCUGGGCCGUUUCUGCGGCCUUUUCCCGGUUCUUCAAUGGAUGAUAUCCAUGGAACGAAAUCCCCCUCCAACACGAGCCCUUCUCAACAUAGAGCGCCUCCAGGGGUGGUCCAUGCUCUUCUACUAUCCCCUUGAACACCUUUACUAUCUCCGCGCACAUGACCUCAUCCCGGCCGCUAUUCCUUCUAUCAUCUCGCUUGCUGGGCGCGGCAGCUUUCGGCGACUCAACCUGAAUGCUGGCAAACUGGCAAUGUGGUCAUGUCGAGCAUGGACAGUUUACGUGCUCCUCCAAUUUGCCCACCUGAUCGAAGACAGAAAAUUGCUGCUGAUGAAGGAACGGCACCUCAAGAAAGGUAAAGACGUUUCUAUGGAAGAAAAGAAGGACCUUAGCCAAAGAUGGGAUGUCUUCUGGAACGAGGUGGUCGCCAAUACAGCUAAUUUGCCGUUGGCUAUUCAUUGGUCGUUGGAAAAGGGAUUUUUUUCGAACGAACUGUGGCCAACAAUAUUUGCGCUGGUCAAUGCUAUGGCGUCUCUCAGGAGUGGGUGGAAGGCUACGGCCUUGCCCCGACAAAAACCAGCCAUUGACAAUGACGUGGGUGACUCCAAUAACCCUUUGGUAUCAGUCGAGAAGCAAGAGAUGUAG